AUGUCGAGUCGAAAAAGUGGUAAAGAUGGCAAAAGCGGUUCAAAAGGUGCGCGGUCGAAAGAGAAGCCAACAGAAACGAUUGAUAACAGUGAUGGUGCUAAUGUAGUGGUGGUGGUCACGGGCGACAAAGAGGAUGAAGAACAAGUUCCAGAACAGGACUGCACGUUCUGCCAGGAGUCGGAUAACGAUGAGAUGGUUCAGUGCGACAAGUGCGACCGCUGGAUUCAUUUCGCAUGUGUUGGUGUCACAGAAGAAAUCGCGGAUAAGAGUUGGAGUUGUCCCAAAUGUGUAACUACAACCGGGUUCCAGCUGUCUCCGUCUUCUGCUGCUAAACGCCUUCCGGCGGGGCUUCCAUGUCGCGCAGACCAACCAAAGACUGCCGCUUCAAAAGAGCAGCUCAUCCCCAGGAGAACUCUCGCAACUGGCAAGGGUGUACGGUGCAAUACGCUGUCGGAGCCGAUAGGAAAGACUUCUCCGACUCAUGGCGACCCUCACGGAGCCACAUCUCGUGCAAAAACAGUCAAGUCGGUAGCAUCAACGUCGUCUCGUAGAUCCCUACUCCAGCUACAGCUUCAACGGCUUGAGGAAGAACAAGAACACGAGAAGCAACAAGCUGAAAAAUACCGGUCCUACCUGGACAGGAAAUAUGAACUCUUGGAGCAGAUGCACAGCCAAACCGGAUCCGAUUGUAGUGCAUCACAAAGCCGAAUGCCCGGACUACAGAAGCCUUCGACCCACAGAGACACUCAACACAGAACUACUCCGAGCAAGCUCAAGUCGGUUCUACUCCUUCGUCGAAUCAGCAUCGCCGCAGUCAGGAUAGAGACGCAGAUCAUGGUGGGUGCUGCGGUCCUCGGUGAGAACGACCGUCUCGACCGUUAUCUACAGUUGGCAGCUCGUCAAGGGCUCUCAAAAGAUUUGUCCAAGUUUUCCGGUAAGUUCGAAGAGUGGCCGAUCUUCAUGUCGAUGUUUAAUAGCACGACCAACGUGUGCGGCUUUUCGAAUGAAGAAAACCUAAUUCGGCUUCAGAAAGCCUUAGAAGGAAAGGCGUACGAAACGGCCCAGAGUUUACUGAUGCACCCGUCAAACGUUCCGGCGAUCAUGCGAACAUUGAAAAUGAGAUUCGGACAACCCGAAGCCGUUGUUCACUCCCUGAUCCAAAAGGUGAAUGCCCUACCAUCUAUACGUGAGGAACGACUGGAGACGUUAGUGGAGUUUGCAGUGGACGUGCAAAAUUUCUGCGCCACCGUGGAUGCGUACGAACUCGAAGACUACAUGUAUAACGUCUCCCUUCUACAUCAGUUGGUGAGCAAGCUUCCAGCGACCUUAAAGCUAGACUGGGCUAGGCAUCGACAGAACCUUCAGCGGGUCAACUUGGCGACCUUUGGGAACUGGGUGUAUUCGUUAGCUGAGGCAGCUAGUACGGUUGUAAGCCCUGUCGAUGCAAACGAGUCGACGAAGCCGACACGCAGCGAAGGACGCGGAAAUUUCGGUGGGAAUAAGAAAUCGAACGCAUACGUAAACGCCCACGCUGAGACGGCAUCGGAAUUCAGCAAUCAUCAAAAGUUCGAAGAUUCUGAUGCAGACCCGAAGGAGAUGACCGGCGCGUCAGUCGGUAAGCAGUCGACUCACGUGGACGACAGCUGUGUGGUAUGCAAAGGAAGAUGUAAAAACGUUUCGAAGUGUCAACAGUUCAUGGAGUUGUCUCGCGAAUCCAGAUGGGCUUUGGUAAGAGAAUUCAGACUGUGUCGAAACUGUUUACGUCGGCACAAAGGAGGAUGUGACGCUAAACCAUGCGGAAAAAAUGGAUGCGCCUAUAAACAUCACCAGUUACUCCAUAAUGACCAGAAAGUCCAGCCAUCCUCUAGCCAAGAUGUGCAAAUGUCCACUGCAGCUCCAGCUCAGAUUCCUAGGUUACCGAAGUCCGCUGGGGAAGUACCAACACACGACUGCAAUAUUCAUCAAGCGAAACCUAAUGCAGUACUGUUCCGUUAUCUGCCCGUCGUACUCAGCGGGCCUCAAGGCUCUAUUAAAACUUAUGCGUUCCUGGAUGAAGGAUCCCAUUUGAGCCUAAUAGAUCAGGAACUAGCGGAACAACUCAAGCUCGAAGGCACUACGAUACCCUUAUGCCUCCGUUGGACGGGAGGAACACAGCGAUGCGAACGAGACUCGCAGUCUGUUACCCUCGAUAUAUCCGGCACGAGCAAAGCAGCCAAGAAUUUCCAGCUAUCCGGAGUAAGAACAGUUGAAGAACUCUUGCUUCCACACCAGACACUUAACGCAGAAGAAUUAGGACAACAAUAUCCACAUCUCAAGGGACUCUCCAUAGAUUCCUACUACGAUGCUCGACCAAGAAUUCUUAUCGGAAUGAAGCACGUGCAAGUCAGCCUAGUAUUGAAAAGCAGAGAGGGAAACUAUGGUGAACCAGUAGCCGUAAAAACACGGCUGGGGUGGACAGUAUGCGGUGGAGGAGACAUGGAAGCAGGCAACGUAAGCAAUCUGGUUCACUAUACCUUCCACGUGUGUUCGUGUGAGCAGACGCAAGACGACGAGUUGCAUCAGGCGGUGAAAAAACAUUUUGCCUUGGAUAGUCUUGGUGUGACAAAACCAGAAAAGCUUCUUCUCUCUGCUGACGAUCAACGUGCGCAGGACCUCUUGAAGAAAUUAACUACUCACGACGGCGAAAGAUACACAACUGGGUUACUGUGGCGGCACGAUAACGUUCGCCUACCUGAAAGUUACGCUAUGGCACUGCGAAGACAUCAAUGCUUACAAAAGCGCCUCGCCAAAGAUCCGGAAUUAGCUGAAACGUUACAACAAAUGAUGGCGGACUACGUGUCAAAGGGAUACGUGCGGCAGAUCUCGGAGGAAGAACUCAGCCUCAAGUUUUCAAGAGUGUGGUACCUUCCUGUAUUUCCCGUUGUAAACCAUAAUAAGCCAGGAAAGGUGCGACUGGUUUGGGACUGUGCCACAUGCUCCUUCGGUGUUUCGCUGAAUUCCACCCUUCUAAAGGGUCCCGAUCAGCUUUGUUCGCUGCUGUCUAUCUUACUGCAAUUCAGGGAAAACAGAGUGGGGCUGACCGGUGACAUACGGGAAAUGUUCCACCAGAUACGCAUCCGAGACGAGGAUCAACAGUGUCAACGGUUCUUGUGGUGGAACGAUGAAGGAGAAGUUGUGAUCUACGUUAUGCAGGUUAUGACCUUUGGUGCCUGUUGCUCCCCCAGCUGCGCACAAUAUGCAAAAAACGUCAACGCCGAACGUCAUGCAGGAGAGUACCCGGACGCAGCCGAAGUAAUCCAGAAAAAGCACUAUGUGGAUGACAUGCUUGUCAGUCUGGAAACUGAGGAAGAGGCGGUGCGAAUAGCAAGAGAGGUGAAGUACGUUCAUCAGCAGGGCGGAUUUGAAAUCCGGAAUUGGAUUAGCAAUUCACCAGCAGUACUAAGAGCUCUAAACAAAAAAAAAGAGGACUUGCUGAAUGAGAAAGAUCUGGACUUGUCACCAGAAGUAAGCACCGAGAAAGUCUUGGGUAUGUGGUGGUGUAUCGCUUCAGAUUCAUUUACGUACAAGGUCGGAUGGAAGCGCUACGAUAGUGAUCUUCUGGAAGGCCGUAGACGCCCUACAAAACGAGAGGUUCUACGGGUGCUGAUGUCCAUAUUCGACCCCCUUGGGUUGAUCAGCCACUUUCUCAUGUUCCUGAAGGUUCUAUUGCAAGAAGUGUGGCGCUCCGGUGUGCAGUGGGAUGAGGAGAUAACUGACGACGCAUUUUCAAAGUGGCAACAGUGGCUCAAGUUAUUACCUGAAGUAGAGCAAGUUCGAAUCCCCAGGUGUUAUAGAUCACAAUCCCAAAGCCCCGAGGAAGAAGCUGAACUCCAUAUAUUCGCCGAUGCCAGUGAAUGUGGGAUGGCCGCCGUCGCCUUCUUACGCUUCGUCAAGAACGGAACCGUCGAAUGCAGAAUCGUUGCCGCGAAGACGCGAGUUGCGCCACUAAAGUUUGUGUCCAUACCCCGACUAGAACUUCAGGCUGCAGUGAUUGGCGCUAGACUGGCUAACACGAUCGCAGACUCCCUGACCGUAAACAUAUCCAGAAAGUAUUAUUGGACCGACUCCCGUGACGUACUGUGCUGGUUGCACUCUGACCACCGGCGAUACACCCAAUUUGUAGCGUUCCGUGUCAGCGAAAUUCUAGAGACUACCGAAGCAAACCAAUGGUACUGGGUGCCGUCCAAGAUGAACGUUGCAGACGACGGUACCAAAUGGACUUCGCGACCCGAUCUCACAGCAGUUAGCAGAUGGUUCGUUGGACCAGACUUCCUACAGCGACCUGAAACAAAUUGGCCACAGCAGCCGAAGAAGAGUAGAUCCACAGAGGAAGAACUUCGUCCUAGACUGAUUGCGAAUCAUACUGUCUGCGAACCCGUCAUAAAUCCAUGCAACUUCACCAGCUGGAAGCGUAUGCUCAACAUCACUUCGUACGUCCUGCGGUUCACGGCCAAUUGUCGUCGAAAACUUCGUAGAGAAUCGACCACCACCGGACAACUAACGACACCCGAACUGGUUUCCGCUGAAGCCUACCUUCUACGUACUGCUCAACGUGAGGGCUACCCAGACGAGGUCACCAUCUUGGAGAAAUCAAGGACCAUACCAAAGCAAAGUAGCCUGUACCAGUUAACUCCGUGGAUAGACAGCAAAGGACUUAUGCGAAUGCGUACAAGAAUUGCCGCCUGUCAUUACGCAACAGAAGACGCCAAGAAACCAAUUAUUCUACCUCGGGAUCACCCCACUACCAACAUGAUAAUUAUGCACUAUCAUUGCCAAUUCCACCAUCAGAACCAUGAGACAGUGGUCAAUGAACUUCGGCAGAGGUUCAACAUUCCACACAUUCGUGUCGCUUAUGCUAAGCGCGGGUUGCAGCAUACUCGCGACCCUUCACACACACAGGAAUCGACUUUUUCGGACCUUAUGAAGUUGCUGUUGGAAGGCGCACUGAAAAACGAUGGGGAAUGCUCGCAACCUGCUUGA
Aedes albopictus (Asian tiger mosquito) is the source of this 5019-nucleotide messenger RNA. RefSeq lists its product as uncharacterized. Bases 1 to 5019 code for a protein of 1672 amino acids. The transcript has 4 exons. NCBI's taxonomy places the organism in Eukaryota, Metazoa, Arthropoda, Insecta, Diptera, Culicidae. The record is from RefSeq and is a predicted model, not a curated record.